Messenger RNA from Syzygium oleosum, 1219 nucleotides. Its product is annotated as plant intracellular Ras-group-related LRR protein 6-like. The record is from RefSeq and is a predicted model, not a curated record. The transcript has 3 exons. NCBI's taxonomy places the organism in Eukaryota, Viridiplantae, Streptophyta, Magnoliopsida, Myrtales, Myrtaceae. The coding region runs from base 107 to 1156 and encodes 349 amino acids. Gene Ontology annotation, molecular function: protein binding.
CCACUCUCCUCUUUCGCUCGUAUCACUCGAAUAUUCUGCUUUCUUUCUCGUUUGCGUUUGUUUUUCCUCUUUUUUUGAGGUUUGGGUUUCUGGGGUUGGUGUGAAGAUGAUGUACGAGCAGCAGCAGCAGCAAGUGAGAUUGGAUUUGAGGAGGAAGGCAGGGACAGCGGAUCGGAGAAAGAGAGGAACUGCCAUUGUUGAGGAAGAUGAGAAGCUUGAAGUCGUGGAUCUGAGUGGCUUGUCCAUGGAGUCUCUCCCUAACCCUACCCUUACUUUAGCCCUCAUUUGCAAGUUGGACAUCUCCAACAACAACCUUCAGACAAUACCGGAGUCGCUGACGGCAAGAUUGCUAAACGUGGUGGUGCUGGACGUCCACUCCAACCAGUUGAAGGUCCUUCCAAACUCGAUCGGGUGUCUCUCGAAGCUCAAGGUUCUGAAUGUUGCUGGAAACUAUCUUCAGUUCCUCCCCAGGACUAUUGAGAAUUGCAGAUCACUUGAGGAACUGAAUGCCAAUUUCAACCAGCUUACGAGACUACCGGACACCAUUGGCUUUGAGCUCCUGAACCUUAAGAAGCUCUUAAUCAGUUCGAACAAGCUCGUGUUCCUCCCUCGCUCCAUCUCCCACCUCACCUCCCUCCUUAUCCUCGACGCUCGGCUCAACUGCCUUCGCUCACUGCCUGAAGACAUGGAGAACUUAAUCAACCUUGAAGUUCUCAACGUUAGCCAAAAUUUCCAGUGCCUCGAGACCCUCCCCUACUCCAUAGGCCUACUGUUAUCCCUCGUCGAGCUGGACGUUAGCUAUAACAAGAUCCCGGCCUUGCCAGACUCCGUGGGAUGUCUCAAGAAGCUCCAGAAGCUCUGCGUCGAAGGAAACCCUCUCACUUCGCCUCCGGUGGAAGUCGUUGAGCAAGGGUUACCCGCCGUGAAGGAGUACUUGAGCGAAAAGAUGAACGCGGGCCAUCAAAGUCCAGCCAAGAAGAAGUCAUGGAUCGGCAAGUUGGUCAAGUAUGGCACAUUCAAUGGGAGCCGAGUUAGUAGGAUGAACCAGGAGGAAAGCGAAGGGUUUGUGGCAUCCGACUAUCAAAGAAUUGCUGGACUUGCCUCGCCGAGAUACAUGGGGAGGUUCUCACCGCGCCGCCUCUUCUCUCCGAGAUGAAGUCAUUAAUGCUUAUUAAUGUUUUGUAAAGGUUUUUUUACAGUAGUUGUUUCGUGCGAAUGU